Messenger RNA from Camellia sinensis, 992 nucleotides. Lineage: Eukaryota; Viridiplantae; Streptophyta; Magnoliopsida; Ericales; Theaceae. The record is from RefSeq and is a predicted model, not a curated record.
UCCAUAGGCAAUUAGGUAGGAUAUAGUAAUACUUUUGACUUAGUUUCCCCUAAGAAAAUGAGAUCCCAAGAGUGCCAAACAAUGUGAGGGGGGAAGAUAGAAAUAGAAGGAUUAUACCUUAAUUUCCUUCUUCUUAGGCUUUUAUUCAUUGAUACAGAUGAAGUCACUGCCCUACAUAAUCAUGAGUUCUGAAGCCAUCAUUACCAGUAUUGAAACUUCUCUCUCUCUAUCUCUCUAUCUCUCUCUGUGAGGGCACCACCACAUGGGUGCAGACCACAAACAUAGAUUGAAACACCAGCCAACUAUUUAUACAUAUCACAAUCCACUCUAAUUCAACUCAGUGGUUCCAAAGCACUUUCUUCUUCUUCUUCUUCUUCUUCUUCUUCUUCUUCAAAAGUAGCUUGUAGGAAAAUGUGUACCAGUUCCACAGAAUGGAUUAAUCCACCUCAUACGCUGUUUGCAUAUACACGAAGACAACGAUCAAAGCGACCUAAAGUUCAAGUUCACAGACUUACCAGGUCUCAAUGCAUGGGAGUGUGUUUGUUUCGCAGGAGGAAAAGAAGAUGUGAAGAUCAGAAGGUUGGGAAGGACAUGGAGCUAAAGAACUUGAAGCUGUAUAUGAAGAACUUAAGCAUUUUGGAAGAGAAUGAGAAGCUAAGGAAGAAAGCUAGCCUCCUACACGAAGAGAACCUUGCCUUGAUGUCUGAGAUCCAUAAGAAAUUCACUCAUUUCAACUGUCUCUCCACCACCCUUUUCCUCCUCCAGAACACUACUAGUAUCAAAUUAUGAGGAUCACUUUGCCUCUCUCUCUCUCUCUCUCUCUAUAUAUAUAUAUAUAUGUGAGUUGCAUCCAAUAGGGUUAUGAAAUGGGCUUUUUAAAUACUUUUUUAUGUUGUUAAUCUCUUAUAUGAGAAAAUUUCAUAAGAGAAUCAAUAAUGGUUGCCAUGCAAUCUCAUUCGACCUAGUAACUGAUGCAUAUGAGUUUUAUGUUU